GCCCGGAGCCGCGCAGGCGCACAAUGCUCCAGGGAGGGCGACCGGCUCCGGAGUCGUUGAGCGCGGCCGUGGUGACCGGCGCUGCUAAGGGGGACUCCAUUGGUGGGUUUGGGUGAGGGGAGGGCGAGGGACGCUCUGGGCAGCUCUGGCCCACGUGAUUGGCGGAGGGAAGGGGGCGGGGGCGCGAGCCAGCCUCCGGCGCUGCCCCUGCCUCAGCCUGGGUGCAGGCCUCCCGAGCUCCGCUGAGUCCCGGCCUGGGGGCGGGGCACCCGCACUCUGUCUGGCCUGCAGCCCGCGGCCGCGGCGGCAGCGGCUGCAUCGGCGGCGGCUACAGCAGCAGCGGAACAGCUGCGGGCCGUUCCCCGCUUGGGGUCCGCGGAGGAGGAGCAGGACGGAGGCAGAAAUGCAGCUGAAGUGGAGCUGAAAGGGCCACAGAUGCAAGAAUUGGGGACCCAUUUCUGAACCAUUAAGCUGUGUCUGACAUUGACCUCCUUUCAUUAAUAAUAAAGAAGAAUAUUACAGCAGGAGCUUAGGAUGUAUUAACACCAACUUAUUAAUAUACUAACUGGACCAUGUUCUGAAAACAAGUCUACAUAUUAAAGGACUCGAUCUGGACACAACAAAUUUAUUUCUUAUUUUUCUCUACUGAUAAUGUGACUCAAUGGAGGAAAGUGGUGUUUUGAUAAGCAUGAGAGAAGAUCAUUCUUUUCAUGUCCGUUACAGAAUGGAAGCUUCUUGCCUGGAGUUGGCCCUGGAAGGAGAACGACUGUGUAAAGCAGGAGAUUGCCGUGCUGGGGUGUCGUUCUUUGAAGCUGCAGUUCAAGUUGGAACUGAAGACCUAAAAACACUAAGUGCUAUUUAUAGCCAGCUGGGCAAUGCCUACUUCUACUUGCAUGACUAUGCCAAAGCUUUAGAGUAUCAUCAUCAUGAUCUAACGCUGGCCCGGACCAUUGGAGACCAAUUAGGUGAAGCUAAAGCCAGUGGUAACCUGGGAAACACCUUAAAAGUUCUUGGCAACUUUGAUGAAGCUAUAGUUUGCUGUCAAAGACACUUAGAUAUCUCCAGAGAACUUGAUGAUAAGGUUGGAGAAGCAAGAGCACUUUAUAAUCUUGGAAAUGUAUACCACUCUAAAGGAAAAAGUGUUGGCUGUCCUGGCUCUCAUGACCCAGGAGAAUUUCCAGAAGAGGUGAAAACUGCUUUGCAGAAAGCAGCAGAUUAUUAUGAGGAAAAUCUAUCAAUAGUGACUGCUUUAGGGGACCGAGCAGCCCAGGGACGUGCCUUUGGGAAUCUUGGAAAUACACAUUACCUUCUUGGCAACUUUAGAGAUGCUGUUGUGUCCCAUGAGCAGCGCCUCUUGAUUGCAAAAGAGUUUGGAGAUAAAGCUGCCGAGAGAAGAGCAUAUAGCAACCUUGGAAAUGCGUAUAUAUUCCUUAGUGAAUUUGAAACUGCUGCAGAUUACUACAAGAAAACGCUACAGUUGGCCCGGCAGCUUAAAGACAGAGCUGUAGAAGCACAAUCUUGUUAUAGCCUUGGGAACACUUAUACUUUACUUCAGGACUAUGAGAAAGCCAUUGAUUAUCACCUGAAACACCUUACUAUAGCUCAAGAACUGAAUGAUAGAAUUGGAGAAGGAAGAGCAUGCUGGAGUUUAGGAAAUGCCUACACAGCAUUAGGAAAUCAUGAUCAAGCCAUGCAUUUUGCAGAGAAGCACUUGGAAAUUUCAAGAGAAAUUGGGGACAGAAGUGGUGAGCUAACAGCUAGGCUGAAUCUUUCGGAUCUUCAAAUGGUGCUUGGUCUCAGCUAUAGCACAAAUAAUUCAAUGAUGUCUGAAAACAAUGAAAUUGACAACUCGUGUGAUACACGCCCUAAGGUAGGACGCCGACACAGUAUGGAAAAUAUGGAACUCAUGAAAUUAACACCAGAGAAGGUUCAAAACUGGAAUAGUGAACUUCUUGCUAAGCAGAAACCUCUUAUUGCCAAACCAUCCGCAAAGUUGCUUUUUGUAAACCGACUCAAAGGGAAGAAGUACAAAAAUAAUUCCUCCACUAAAGUUCUGCAAGAUGCUAGUAAUUCUAUUGAUCGCCGACUUCCAAGCUCUCAGAGGAAGAUCAAUCCUGAUACAAUGGGAGAUGAAGGGUUCUUUGAUUUGUUAAGCCGAUUUCAAAGUAAUAGGAUGGAUGACCAGAGGUGCUGCUUAAAGGACAAGAGCUGCCACCCAAUUUCAGCUGCGACCUCCUCCACGCCCCCCAAAACAAAGAGAAAACCUCUGUCUGUUUCUAUUGUCUCCCCCCAUACGGAUGAAUUUUUGGAUCUACUAGCUAGUUCGCAGAGCCGUCGUCUAGAUGACCAACGGGCCAGUUUUAGCAAUCUGCCAGGGCUUCGUCUAACCCACAACAAUAAUCAGUCAGUACUUGGCCACCUGAUUGCCAGUGACAACAAAGAGCCAGAUGAGGACUUCUUUGAUAUCCUUGUAAAAUGCCAAGGCUCCAGAUUAGAUGAUCAAAGAUGUGCUCCACCACCUGCCGCUACCAAGGGACCAACGGUACCAGAUGAGGACUUUUUUAGCCUUAUUUUACGGUCUCAGGCAAAAAGAAUGGAUGAACAAAGAGUUCUUUUACAGCGAGACCAAAACAGAGAUACCACAUUUGGACUGAAAGACCUUUUGCAAAGCAAUGCCUUGUUGGAAUUUGAAAAUUCAGAAGGAAAAUCAGGAAGCCAUUAACAUUGUACAUUAUUUCAUAGUUACUGCAGGGAAAAUAAAUUUACCUUUACCUUAAAGGGAAAUUUUGUAGCACUGUAGAAGUGAUUAUACAGCUUAAAAGUUUUUUUAGAAUUAUGUAAAUAUUUUAAUUUUUUCAUGGUACAGUGAUGAAGAAUUAACAUUCCUUUGAUUAUCUGUUUGAACAGUGUUUUAGUAUAUUUGUAAGGUGCAGUAUCAGCAUGUGGUCACUACUUAGGUUUUGUAUUUUUUUUUUGACAACUUCCUAAAAUGUCUCUGUAUUUUUGUAAAAUAGGAAACUAUAAAUUAGGAAUUUAUCUUCUCACUAGAGAUUUUUUUUUUAUUUUAAUGAUUGGCAAUGGUACUUUUUUAUAUUUGACUGGGGGGUAGGGUGCUCCUUCAAAAUAAUGUACUUGAUUAAUGUAAAAAGAUUGUAAGAAGCAUUAUGUUUGUACAGAUCUUGAAUUUUUUUUUCCUCUUAGUUUGCCCCAUUAUCUUUACUUUGUCUUAAAGCAAGAGUUGGUACAAAGGAAACUGGAGGAAUAAACUUUCCUCUCAUAUUAA
This is a messenger RNA of Trichosurus vulpecula (common brushtail), 3283 nucleotides long. RefSeq names its product G protein signaling modulator 2 (gene GPSM2). Gene Ontology annotation, molecular function: protein binding; GTPase regulator activity. The record is from RefSeq and is a predicted model, not a curated record. The coding region runs from base 662 to 2722 and encodes 686 amino acids. Lineage: Eukaryota; Metazoa; Chordata; Mammalia; Diprotodontia; Phalangeridae. The transcript has 15 exons.